Messenger RNA from Rasamsonia emersonii CBS 393.64, 4245 nucleotides. RefSeq names its product Cleavage and polyadenylation specificity factor subunit A. The transcript has 10 exons. Gene Ontology annotation, cellular component: mRNA cleavage and polyadenylation specificity factor complex; nucleus. The record is from RefSeq and is a predicted model, not a curated record. NCBI's taxonomy places the organism in Eukaryota, Fungi, Ascomycota, Eurotiomycetes, Eurotiales, Trichocomaceae. Gene Ontology annotation, molecular function: nucleic acid binding; protein binding. The coding region runs from base 1 to 4245 and encodes 1414 amino acids.
AUGCUAAGCUCCGUCGAAUCGCGAUCGCCUCUUGGUUUAUGCGUUUGCGAUUCGCUGCAGCUAGAUCCAGACUCAAGGAUGCAAUGUUAUACUGAACUCUUGCCCCCUUCUGGGGUCACACACGCUCUCUCAGCCCCCUUUCUUUCUCCAACAGCCAACAAUCUGGUGGUUGUCAAGACCUCUCUUCUUCAGAUCUUUACUCUUGUCAAUGUUGCCUCUGAGCUGGACGCUAGGGAGGCUGAGGACAAGGCCUCUCGAAUAGAGACAUCGCAAGAUACAAAGCUGCACCUUAUCGCCGAGUAUGAUCUGUCUGGGACGGUAACUGAUAUCUGUCGAGUCAAGAUUUUGAAUUCCAAAAGCGGAGGGGAUGCUCUUCUCCUAGCUUUCCGGAACGCGAAGCUCAGCCUGAUCGAGUGGGACCCUGACCGUCAUGGUAUUUCGACCAUUUCGAUUCACUACUACGAAAAAGAAGAUGUGACUCGUAGUCCAUGGGUACCUAAUCUAAGUACUUGUGGCAGCCAUCUCACGGUGGAUCCCAGUAGCAGAUGUGCGGUAUUGAAUUUUGGUUUGCGCAAUCUUGCCAUUUUACCAUUCCAUCAAGCCGGCGAUGACCUGGUCAUGGAUGACUAUGACCCGGAUCUCGAUGAAGAGCCUGCUGAUCAUGAGAUGAAAGAUGUUGUGCAAUCUGAGAAGAAAGAUGAGAGGAAAGACUCUUUGACCUAUCAGACUCCGUAUGCGGCCUCUUUUGUCUUGCCGAUGACUGCCUUGGAUCCUGCUCUGCUUCACCCGAUCAGCCUCGCAUUUUUGCAUGAAUACAGAGAGCCAACAUUUGGUAUCUUGUAUUCCCAAGUGGCAACUUCGUCUGCAUUGCUUUCUGAGCGAAAGGAUGUUGUGUUCUAUUCCGUAUUCACGCUGGAUCUCGAACAACGAGCAUCUACCACUCUCCUGUCUGUUGCGAGACUCCCUAGCGACCUUUUCAAGAUAGUAGCUCUCCCGCCGCCAGUGGGCGGUGCUUUGCUCGUUGGCUCUAAUGAAUUGAUCCAUGUUGACCAAGCUGGAAAGACAAAUGCUGUCGGCGUCAACGAAUUUGCGAGACAGGUUUCCUCCUUUUCGAUGGCAGAUCAGUCCGAUCUUGCUCUCCGUCUAGAAGGAUGUGUUGUCGAGCAUCUGGGUAAUGAAAACGGUGAUGUGAUCUUGUUACUGUCGAGCGGGGAGAUGAUGCUUGUCAGCUUCAAACUGGAUGGACGGUCUGUUUCCGGUCUCUCAAUUCACCCCAUCGCAAAUGGAGGGACGAUUAUGAAUGCAGCUGCCUCAUGCUCUGCCGUGCUGGGCUCGGGAAAACUUUUCUUUGGCAGUGAGGAUGCAGAUUCAAUACUUGUCGAAUGGUCCAAUGUAUCUUCCAGCACAAAGAGAGCCCGAGUGCAAGAUGCAGAUCAACAACCCGAAUUUUCAGAUGAAGAUGGGGAUGACAACGAUGCCUAUGAAGACGACUUGUACUCCGCUGCGCCGAAAGUGUCCUCAGACCACCGCCCUUCGGUCGACAAUUCUAUUGCGGGAGGCUACAAUUUUCGGGUUCUUGACACGUUGACCAACAUAGGACCCCUGAGAGAUAUAGCACUCGGAAAAGCAUCGGCAAAGGCCGCUGAUGGAGAUCGUAAUGUCUCCAGCGUUACCGCAGACUUGGAACUGGUGGCCUCUCAAGGAUCAGAUAAGAGCGGCGGCCUUGUUCUGCUGAAACGGGAGAUCGACCCAAGCGUCAUAUCCUCUUUUGAGAUAGACAAUGCCGAGUCCGUUUGGUCAGUCAGCGUGAGCGAGGCGAAGUCCAAGACCUCGAAUGAUGGCGGCUCGUCGGUUCAGAAAGGAGCUGAUUCUUAUGUGAUACUUGCUAAAUCAACGUCCACUGAUAAGGAAGAAUCGGUAGUUCAUGCCGUGAAGGGCAAAAGCCUUGAAGCUUUCAGGGCUCCAGAAUUCAACCCAAACGAAGACUGUACAGUCGAUGUGGGAACUUUAGCAGGAGGCACCCGAGUUGUUCAGGUACUUACAGGUGAAGUGAGGAUCUACGAUAGCAGUCUGGGACUUGCACAGAUAUACCCUGUAUGGGAUGAAGAUACAAGUGACGAGCGAAUCGCUGUUAGUGCCAGCUUUGCGGAUCCUUAUCUUCUCAUUCUUAGAGAUGACGCAUCAGUAUUGCUGCUCCAAGCCGACGAGAGUGGCGAUUUAGACGAGGUGCCUCUGAAUGAUGAAAUUUCUUCGAAGAGUUGGCUUUCCGGUUGUCUUUAUGCAGACAAUUCAGGCAUGUUCUCUCCCAUUGAGACAGACUCCCAAGGCAAUAUCCAUCUGUUCUUGUUGAAUGCUGAAUGCAAGUUAUUUAUAUUCAGGCUUCCCAGCACAGACCUAGUUUCUGUGAUCGAGGGAGUUGAUUACGUCUUACCCAUCCUGUCGGCCGAACCGCCCCCUAGAAGGUCUUCCACCCGUGAGACAAUAACGGAGAUUUUGGUGGCAGAUAUUGGGGAGUCGUAUUGCAAAUCUCCUUACCUGAUAUUGCGGACGGGAACGGAUGACCUUGUAAUAUACAGGCCUUUUCGCAUCAAUGAUGACCUGGGAAAAGACCCUAGCAGUCUCAAGUUCUUAAAGGAAGUGAAUCAUACGCUUCCUAAAGUGCCGUCGGUGGCGUCUUCGAAAACAUCCUCUGGAGGCCAACGGCGGACGAAAUCACUCAGAAGGUUGCCUGAUAUUUCGGGGCUCAGUGCCGUAUUUAUGCCUGGCGCGUCUCCAAGUUUUGUCAUUCGAACUUCAAAGAGUAUGCCUCACCUAGUGAGCCUUCGUGGUGGGUUUGUUCGCGGCCUCAGCGAUUUUAAUGCUGCAGGCUGUGAGAAAGGGUUUAUUUACGUGGACAGUCAUAACGUUGUCCGAACAUGUCAAUUGCCAGAUGAUACCCAAUUCGACUUUCCUUGGACAGUGCGCAGGGUGCCCUUAGGUGAACAAGUUGAUCACCUGACCUAUUCUACAUCAUCAGAUACGUACGUCCUGGGAACCAGCUACAAGGCUGAUUUCAGACUUCCAGAAGAUGAUGAGUUGCAUCCCGAGUGGCGUAACGAAGAUUUACCAAAGCUCGGUGAGACUCCUGAGCCCGAAGAACUGGUCUGUCAUAGACAGGUAUGUUAUCCACUUAGUGCAGCAGAACGUGUUAUGGCUGUCGAGAAUAUCAAUCUCGAGAUUUCCGAACAGACGCGUGAGCGCAAAGAUGUGAUCGUUGUCGGAACCACAUUUGCCCAAGGCGAGGAUGUAGCAGCUCGUGGAUGUGUCUAUGUGUUCGACGUGAUAGAAGUUGUUCCAGAUCCCGAGAGGCCCGAGACAAAUCUCAAACUAAAGCUUAUAGGCAAAGAGUCGGUCAAAGGUGCUGUGACUGCAAUAUCAGGAAUUGGGGGUCAGGGUUUCUUGAUCGUGGCUCAGGGACAGAAAUGUAUGGUGCGAGGACUGAAAAACGAUGGCAGCCUUUUGCCUGUUGCGUUCAUUGAUGUGCAAUGCUAUGUCAGCGUUCUCAAGGAGCUCCGAGGCACCGGCAUGUGUAUCAUUGGUGAUGCCCUGAAAGGUCUAUGGUUCACAGGAUAUUCGGAGGAACCAUACAAGAUGACGCUGUUUGGCAAAGACAUGGACGAAUUGGAAGUGGUUGCUGCUGAUUUCCUGCCUGAUGGCAAGAAAUUAUACAUCAUCGUUUGCGACGGCGACUGCAAUCUCCAUGUGCUUCAAUACGAUCCGGAAGAUCCCAAAUCCUCCAACGGGGAUCGACUCUUGAACCGCAGCACAUUCCAUAUGGGUCAUUUCGCCUCGACCGUGACGCUCUUGCCACGGACGGCCGUCUCUUCUGAACUAGCGAUGUCCGACUCCGAUGAAAUGAGCAUCGAUGCUUAUGUACCCCUCCAUCAAGUUUUAAUCACGACUCAAACGGGCUCGGUGGGACUGGUUACAUCGGUGUCCGAAGAGUCUUAUCGUCGUCUAUCUGCUCUGCAGUCUCAGUUAAGCAACACGCUUGAGCAUCCCUGCGGACUAAACCCGCGGGCAUACAGGGCGGUUGAAAGUGAUGGCAUUGGUGGUCGAGGUAUGAUUGAUGGGACACUUCUGUACCGGUGGCUGGACUUGAGUCGGCAACGAAAGACCGAGAUUGCCAGUCGCGUGGGUGCAGAUGAAUGGGAGAUCAGGGCAGAUCUCGAAGCGAUUGGGGGCAGCGGACUUGGUUAUCUAUAG